AUGACUGACAGUAAAAUAGAUGCUUUACAAAAUUAUUAUGGCUUGGCAGUUAGAGAAAACCUUGAUGAUGUUGGUAAAAUGGCGAAGUCCAUAGAAGCAUCUCUUUACCAUGUUGCGUCAACUGCUGAGAAUCCACAGCAUCAUGUGGAUAUAAGAGAGAUAAGGAGGGAUAUAAACAUAAAAAUGGAAUCCCAAGCUGUAUUGUUGACUUGA
Molecule: messenger RNA, 213 nt
Organism: Paramuricea clavata
Lineage: Eukaryota; Metazoa; Cnidaria; Anthozoa; Malacalcyonacea; Plexauridae
Source: the annotation of a GenBank genome assembly